This is a messenger RNA of Phoenix dactylifera (date palm), 837 nucleotides long. Its product is annotated as sorbin/SH3 domain protein. The record is from RefSeq and is a predicted model, not a curated record. NCBI's taxonomy places the organism in Eukaryota, Viridiplantae, Streptophyta, Magnoliopsida, Arecales, Arecaceae.
CCAAAAGCAGGGGACUGGUGGAAGGGACCAAUACAUGGAGAAUCCAGACUCGCUGUUUGGGGUCCACUGCUGAUCCCAUUCACUCUCAUAUACAGCUGUAGAACUUGCACGCUUCUGAGAAUUAUCUAAUCAUAAUCCCAGUAGCUUCCCUUUCCAUCGCCGCUUCCAAGAGAGAGAGGGUUGCUUGGUUCCUUGUAGGCCGCUCCUCGGAUCGCUUCUGUUUUCCUUUUUGAAUAGGAAGAGAAGAAAAGAAACUGCAAAGAUUUUUGAAGGGAAGGAUGGAGAACCGAAAGGAGCAGCAGAGCACAGGGUGGAUGUCGGUGCCGGCGUUCGGGGACUGGGAGCAGAAGAACGGGCUGCCGGACUAUUCCAUGGACUUCUCGAAGAUCCGGGAGAUGCGCAAGCAAAACAAGAUGGAUAUCUCCCGUUCCAGCCUCGGCAACGAGGACGACCUCAUCCGCCACCAACAUCGCCACUCCCAGUCCCACCCGAACCGUCCCCGGAGUCCGAUAACCGUCGAUCUCCACCGCCCGCAUCACGAUCACUCCCCCGCCGGGCGGAAGAAGUUCAUGAGCUACUUCCAAUGCUGCAUAAGAGCAUAAAAUGCUGGCUUCCACAACCUUUGUAGGAAAAGAGUUUUUAUCUACAGGAGCUUGGGAACAUGGCCAUGGCCUCCACAACUUCAGAGAUUUUUGUGGUUCACAAGUGGAUUGCCUUCUUUGUUUUUUUUGAGUGAUUAUUGCUUGAAAAAAACCCAAGUAUUAUGGACCUCUGUAUUUAAUCUACCUUGUCGCUUGAUUCACGGGUUGCCUGUCCAACACGCAAAAACGUUUGACA